This is a messenger RNA of Strongylocentrotus purpuratus (purple sea urchin), 6051 nucleotides long. RefSeq names its product adhesion G-protein coupled receptor G4-like. Lineage: Eukaryota; Metazoa; Echinodermata; Echinoidea; Camarodonta; Strongylocentrotidae. The coding region runs from base 1 to 5853 and encodes 1950 amino acids. Gene Ontology annotation, molecular function: G protein-coupled receptor activity. The transcript is spliced from 17 exons. Gene Ontology annotation, biological process: cell surface receptor signaling pathway; G protein-coupled receptor signaling pathway. The record is from RefSeq and is a predicted model, not a curated record. Gene Ontology annotation, cellular component: membrane.
AUGUCGGGACUGUGUGGAGGGAAGAUGUUUAUCUCGACAUUAUUUCUUGUCGCUGCCACAAUAUUGCAUAGUGCCGAGUUUUCCUGCCAACUUGCUUAUGCCCUCACAGGAAUGCUUGCCUCAGAGUUCUUUGAGCAAUGGCACCAUUUAACAAUCGCCAACUCAAUCUACCACACUGGAACCAUCAACAACUCUAGCAACUACAGCGGAACCAUCGACCAGUCUAGUUACUACAGCAUCAUCAUCAGUAACUCCAUCUACCACAAUGGAACCAUCGACCAGUCUAGUUACCACAGCGUCAUCAUCAGUAACUCCAUCUACCACACUGGAACCAUCGACCAUUCUAGAUACUACAGCGUCAUCAUCAGUAACUCCAUCUACUACACUGGAACCAUCGACCAGUCUAGUUACUAUAACAGAAACAUCAACAACUCCUUCUACUACACUGGAACCAUCGACCGGUCUAGUUACUACAGCAUCAUCAUCAAUAACUCCUUCUACUACAGCAGAACCAUCGACCAGUCUAGUUACUAUAACAGACACAUCAACAACUUCUUCUACUACAAUGGAACCAUUGACCGGUCUAGAUACUACAGCAUCAUCAUCAAUAACUCCUUCUACUACACUGGAACCAUCGACCAGUCUGGUUACUAUAACAGACACAUCAACAACUUCUACUACUACACUGGAACCAUCGACCAGUCUAGUUACUACAGUGUCACCAUCAAUAAAUCCUACUACAGCGGAACCAUCGACCAGUCUAGUUACUAUAACAGAAACAUCAACAACUCCUUCUACUACACUGGAACCAUCGACCAGUCUAGUUACUACAGCGUCACCAUCAAUAACUCCUUCUACUACAGCGGAACCAUCGACCAGUCUAGUUACUACAGCGUCAUCAUCAAUAACUCCUUCUACUACACUGGAACCAUCGACCAGUCUAGUUACUAUAACAGAAACAUCAACAACUCCUUCUACUACACUGGAACCAUCGACCAGUCUAGUUAUUAUAACAGACACAUUUACAACUCCUUCUACUACAUUGGAACCAUCGACCAGUCUAGUUAUUAUAACAGACACAUCAACAACUCCUUCUACUACAUUGGAACCAUCGACCAGUCUAGUUAUUAUAACAGAAACAUCAACAACUCCUUCUACUACAGCGGAACCAUCGACCAGUCUAGUUACUACAGCGUCAUCAUCAAUAACUCCUUCUACUACACUGGAACCAUCGACCAGUCUAGUUAUUAUAACAGACACAUUUACAACUCCUUCUACUACAUUGGAACCAUCGACCAGUCUAGUUAUUAUAACAGACACAUCAACAACUCCUUCUACUACACUGGAACCAUCGACCAGUCUAGUUACUACAGCAUCAUCAUCAAUAACUCCUUCUACUACAGCGGAACCAUCGACCAGUCUAGUUAUUAUAACAGACACAUUUACAACUCCUUCUACUACAUUGGAACCAUCGACCAGUCUAGUUAUUAUAACAGACACAUCAACAACUCCUUCUACUACAUUGGAACCAUCGACCAGUCUAGUUAUUAUAACAGAAACAUCAACAACUCCUUCUACUACAGCGGAACCAUCGACCAUCUAGUUAUUAUAACAGACACAUUUACAACUCCUUCUACUACAUUGGAACCAUCGACCAGUCUAGUUAUUAUAACAGACACAUCAACAACUCCUUCUACUACAUUGGAACCAUCGACCAGUCUAGUUAUUAUAACAGAAACAUCAACAACUCCUUCUACUACAGCGGAACCAUCGACCAGUCUAGUUACUACAGCGUCAUCAUCAAUAACUCCUUCUACUACACUGGAACCAUCGACCAGUCUAGUUAUUAUAACAGACACAUUUACAACUCCUUCUACUACAUUGGAACCAUCGACCAGUCUAGUUAUUAUAACAGACACAUCAACAACUCCUUCUACUACAUUGGAACCAUCGACCAGUCUAGUUAUUAUAACAGAAACAUCAACAACUCCUUCUACUACAGCGGAACCAUCGACCAGUCUAGUUACUACAGCGUCAUCAUCAAUAACUCCUUCUACUACACUGGAACCAUCGACCAGUCUAGUUAUUAUAACAGACACAUUUACAACUCCUUCUACUACAUUGGAACCAUCGACCAGUCUAGUUAUUAUAACAGACACAUCAACAACUCCUUCUACUACAUUGGAACCAUCGACCAGUCUAGUUAUUAUAACAGAAACAUCAACAACUCCUUCUACUACAGCGGAACCAUCGACCAGUCUAGUUACUACAGCGUCAUCAUCAAUAACUCCUUCUACUACACUGGAACCAUCGACCAGUCUAGUUAUUAUAACAGACACAUUUACAACUCCUUCUACUACAGCGGAACCAUCGACCAGUCUAGUUACUACAGCGUCAUCAUCAAUAACUCCUUCUACUACACUGGAACCAUCGACCAGUCUAGUUACUACAGCGUCAUCAUCAAUAACUCCUUCUACUACACUGGAACCAUCGACCAGUCUAGUUAUUAUAACAGACACAUUUACAACUCCUUCUACUACAUUGGAACCAUCGACCAGUCUAGUUAUUAUAACAGACACAUCAACAACUCCUUCUACUACACUGGAACCAUCGACCAGUCUAGUUACUACAGCAUCAUCAUCAAUAACUCCUUCUACUACAGCGGAACCAUCGACCAGUCUAGUUAUUAUAACAGACACAUUUACAACUCCUUCUACUACAUUGGAACCAUCGACCAGUCUAGUUAUUAUAACAGACACAUCAACAACUCCUUCUACUACAUUGGAACCAUCGACCAGUCUAGUUAUUAUAACAGAAACAUCAACAACUCCUUCUACUACAGCGGAACCAUCGACCAGUCUAGUUAUUAUAACAGACACAUCAAUAACUCCUUCUACUACAGCGGAACCAUCGACCAGUCUAGUUACUAUAACAGAAACAUCAACAACUCCUUCUACUACACUGGAACCAUCGACCAGUCUAGUUACUACAGCAUCAUUAUCAAUAACUCCUUCUACUGCAGAGGAACCAUCGACCAUUCUAGAUACUAUAACAGAAACAUCAACAACUCAGGCUACUACAGCGUCAACGGAUCCAUCAACAACUCAGGCUACUACAACGGAAGUAACAACAACUCAGGCUUCUUCAACGUCACCAUCAACAUCAACUUCUUCUACCAGUACGAAAGAUGUCGUGUGCACACUCCCGGAGACUUUCCCGUCAUUAUUAUCGUCUUCGUCCGCAGACUGUAUUGCUGGGAGUUCCAUCGACUAUGCUACCACCUGUUACUUAGAAUGUUCGAUGGGGUAUAUGUUGAUUGGCAAUCAUACUAUAACGUGUCAGAGUAAAGGAGCUCUAUCACACCCUCUGCCUUAUUGCGAUGCUGUUGAUACGUACAUUGUAGUCGCAACAUUUCUUAAUAAGACUUUCGUCAGUAGCCUGACAGAUAGAACAUCUCCCUAUUUCAUUCAAAUCGUAGCAGAAUUGGUGAAUUAUAUACAAGUGCCUUUGAGUAAUCGCUUUACUGAGACAGUAUCGGUGACAGUCAACACACUCACUGCAGGGAGCAUCCUUGCUGAGUUCUCUGUAGUCAUAGAUGUAGUCGACAGAAGUACACUUCAAGAUAUGGAACACUUAUCGACAAUCCAUGCUACAUUGAUUGAUAUUGCUGAGGCAGACCCGACAUAUAUGAACCCAGACUCAAUUGGAACAUUUAGUACAGUGACCUGCCCAGCGGCAACCGUCGUGACAGCGUACGGAUCGAUAGCAAUGUUUGAGAGCGGCGCCAUCAACGGUAGAGCUAACUCAACCAACGCCACCUGUCCAUACUAUACAGAGAGAGGAGAUCAGCCUGUAGAAGGUGUAUGUGAAGGAGAUUAUACCAGUGCAUGUAACUGGGUAAUACCAGAGAUGAACUGCGGAAGGAACUUGACUGUUGAAGUGAUUCUUGAGAUCCUAAAAAACGUAGAAAUCACUUCAGAUAACGCAGCAGAAGUCGCUGAAGAGUUGGAAGACGUCACAAGCAGGGGCCAGAACAUCUCCCUAGAUGGUCUCAAUGUAGUUGCAAAACUUCUUGAGGAUAUUACUGGAAUAAAUUCUACAGAGACAAAGGUGACUGAAUCUAUAGUAGAAAUUGUAGAUAACAUCGCAGCCUUAUCUGACGAACAGCUUGGUAUGGCGGAGGAAGAGAAUAGCUCGCCAAGCCGUGUAGUCUUGGCUCUCGAAGCACAGCUAGCUGUCGUAGAAGUGGAAAAUGGCAGUAGCCGGUUUGUAGAAACAAAUGUUGCCGCUGAGGUACUUGAUGUGAGCCUGGAUGAUUUAAGCCAGGGUUAUACUGUCUUUAUGGCUGUCACCGAUGACGCUGAGAGCAUCUCUGACGAAGGCUUCAACGUUGAAAGAGGUGACCAAACGGAAGAGCCAAAAGCCACCCAAGCACAGGCUGCACUCUUCCUCCCACCGGGUUUAGCGGACACGUUCUCUGGACGCAGAGGGCGUCUCGUCAUCACGACGUAUCGCGUGCCAUCUCUGUUCCAGGACACGGGGAUUGCACAGCUCAACAAAGAUGAGGAGGAAUUCAAUCGAACAUUGAAUUCGAGGAUCAUAUCAGCGUCUCUUAAUAACGAGAAGGUGGAGGGUUUGAGCGAACCAGUCAGGAUAUCGUUUACUCCUGUGAAUCCAAAUGGGACCAAUGCUUCGUGUGUAUCCUGGGACUUUGACGAAAAUGCCUGGUCUCAACGUGGAUGCUUCAAGACGAGUAAUGAGAGUAGUAACAGGAUUGAAUGCGAGUGUAAUCAUCUGACUAACUUUGGAAUUCUCAUGGAUAUCUAUGGAGGAGAAAAAUUAUCAGUUGAAGCAGAUUUCAUCCUUGAGAUCAUUAGUUAUGUUGGUUGCCUGAUAUCAAUAUGGGGUCUUGUCCUGACAAUCUUGACAUAUGGCACAAACAAGAAGCUUCGAGACCGUAAACCCAACCAGAUUCUCCUAUCCCUCUGCUGUGCUUUACUAGGACUCUAUGUGGUCUUUCUAGUGAUGAUAUCAGUGAACACUAAACGAGAUGUAACUGAGGUCUCCCCUCUCCCUUGCGCAAUCCUGGCUGCAUUUCUCCAAUAUUUCACCCUGGCAUCUAUUUUUUGGAUGGCCGUUGAGGGCUUCAACAUGUAUAAUCUCUUCAUACUGGUUCUCAAUACCUAUUUGCCACAGUUUAUGAGGAAAGCUUCGUUGAUCGCUUGGGGUUGCCCUUUGUUAAUAGUCGGGAUUACUGCAGGUGCUUCGAGACAGUAUUACGCACAGACGGAUUUUUGCUUCCCUGCCUUCUGGCCUCUGGUUGGUGGUCUCCUGAUACCUAUUGGUGUCGUCAUGAUCUUCAACUUUGUCAUCUUUGUUCGGGUCAUCAUGCGACUGAACAAAACUAUGAAAGGAAGACACCUUGACUCGGCAGAUAAGCGCCAGCGGAUUCGACGUUUCCAGAACGCAGUUUGCAUCAUGAUUCUAAUGGGUCUCACGUGGUCUCUUGGUUAUCUCAGCAUCAUACAAUCGGCCAGUGCGGUUGUGCAAGGACUCUUCACCGUACUGAACUCUCUGCAGGGGUAUUUCAUCUUCAUGCUCUAUUGCGUCAGACAGCCUCAGGUGCGCAGAAUAUGGCGUUCCCAGUUCAAAUGCUGCUUACCUAAAUCUUUCACGACGCCCUCUGCGGGCAGUUCCGGUUCUGGACAACCCAGCUCCACGUUUAAGCUCAGCUCAGCAAUACGACCCUUGUCCAACUCGGACUCCAGCGGAUUCCGCCCAGAGACAGUGCGGCUAGCUCCGCCGGAGAGACUUCCUAGAGCUUUGUAUGAUAAUGCUGGUGCAGAUUGGUGAAGAUACCAUGUAGAACUGAUAGAUUUUGAAUUUUUUGUUUAUUUAUUAAUUUUAUUGAAAUAUAUUUAAUCAGGAUUACAAGAAUCAGAUAUAUAUUGUAUAUACAAAAUCUGUUUAACGUCCUGGGCCUGAACAGAACGAAAAUGUAAUACACGGAAAUAAAAAUAAUGAAUAUCACCAAAGCUCACUAGCAAAUGU